Messenger RNA from Hevea brasiliensis (rubber tree), 2028 nucleotides. RefSeq names its product protein ACCELERATED CELL DEATH 6-like. The transcript has 5 exons. Lineage: Eukaryota; Viridiplantae; Streptophyta; Magnoliopsida; Malpighiales; Euphorbiaceae. Gene Ontology annotation, molecular function: protein binding. The record is from RefSeq and is a predicted model, not a curated record. The coding region runs from base 95 to 1870 and encodes 591 amino acids.
CCAAACCAAGCAUAAUAAAUCCACUCAUUUCUUCACAUUUUAUGUGGAUUUAAACAGCAGACUCCAUCCUUACAAUUCCUUCACAGGAAGAGAAAUGGAGUAUGGGAAUGAAAACCGCGACUUGCGACUGUACAAAUCUGCAGUUCAUGGCAACUGGAGCACUGCGAGUAGAAUUUUUGCUGAAGAUUCUGAUGCAUUAACGGCCAAGAUUUUUGGCUUUGAAGAGACUAUUCUCCAUGUUGCAAUUACAGCAGGCCACUCCAUUGAAUUUGUGCAGAAACUUGUAGAUAAAAUGACAGAAGAUAUGGUGGGAAUUGAGAAUAGAGAUGGUAACAAUCCUCUUCACUGUGCUGCUAUGGUUGGAAAUAUAGAAGCAGCAAAGAUAUUGGUGGCAAAGAAUUCAACAUUAACACAGGGAAGGAACUGUCUUAAUGCUACGCCACUUCAUUAUGCUGCUUCAUAUGCUCACGAGGAAACUGUUCGCUUUCUUCUAUCAGUGACUCGUGAUGAGCAACCAAGUCCUUUUGCCGGCGAAGAUGGUGUCAGACUUCUCAAUGAUCUGAUCACUGCUGAUUUUUAUGGCAUCGCUCUUGAUCUAUUGAAACACCAUCUCACAUUAGCACGUGGAAGAGAUCAAAAUGGAUUUACUGCUUUGUAUACACUGUCUAAAAAGCCUCAGGCAUUUGCAAGCGGAAGUCAUCUUGGAUUUUGCCAGCGUUUAAUUUGUCGUAUUUUAGAUGGUACAAGCAGAGAAACUACUGUCACUCGAGGUGGAGAUGUUGAGGAUCAAAUUAGUGGGGAUUCAGAAGAACGCCGAAAGAAAUCCAAGAAAUUUCAAUUUCUACAACGCAUAGAGAAUACAAUGCUGAUGCAUAAGCAAGCAAUGGAGCUACUCAAAAUAUUGAUUUUUGAAGUUUUAAACGCAAGUGACUCAGAAAUUCAUGGUAUAUUAGGACCUGCAACAAUAAAUGCCACUAGAUUGGGUAUUCAAGAGUUUGUUGCCGAAGCUAUUAGGUCCUACCCUUACAUAGUUUGGUUCGCCGAGGAUAGCUAUACUAUUUUUCUUCUUGCAGUUAAAGAUCGCCAAGAAAAAAUUUUCAAUCUCCUUUAUCAAAUGGGUAAUCAUAAGCAUAUUGUUACAUCACUAACAGAUAACUUUGGCAACAACAUGUUGCAUUUAGCAGCGAAGUUAAACCCAUCAAACAAGAUUUCUGGUGCUGCUCUGCAAAUGCAACGGGAGUUGCAAUGGUUCCAGGAAGUGGAAAAGGUUGUGCAACCAUCAUACAAGGAAAAUAUAGGCGAGAAUGGGCAUAUUCCAAGAAUUCUGUUCACCAAAGAGCACAAGAAUCUAGUUGAGACAGGGGAGAAAUGGAUGAAGGAUACAGCUACAUCAUGCGCAACAGUUGCGGCACUUGUGAUCACAGUUGUAUUCGCAGCGGCUUUUACUGUACCAGGAGGCAACAACAGUGAUAAAGGGAUCCCAAUUUACUUGAAAGAAACAGCUUUCAUGAUUUUUGCUAUAUCAGAUGCCUUGGGACUUUUUGCUUCAUCUACCUCAUUGUUAAUGUUUCUGGGCAUACUCACAUCUCGCUAUUCGGAAGAAGAUUUUCUCAGGGCAUUACCUAUGAGGUUAAGCAUUGGUCUUAUCACCUUGUUCUUUUCAAUAGCCUCAAUGCUUAUAGCUUUCAGCGCUGCCUUUCACUUGGUUUUGUUUCAUAGGGUGAAGUGGAUUGCAGUUCCAAUUGGCCUGCUUGCUUGUGCACCUGUUACAUUAUUCGCACUUCUACAGUUUCCUCUCUUAGUUCAAAUAGUCUCUUCAACAUUUGGACCCAGUGUUUUCCGCAAGCAAAGCCAGGAAAUAAUCUUUUAGCUUCAGUUGAUUUCCUCGCUAGCAUUAGAUGUGUGAUUGUAUUUAUGUGAUGCAUAUAGAACCAAAUACCUUCAAAUAUUUUUAGCUAAGGACUGUGAGCCUAGAGAUGCAUAAAAAUGAACAUAUAAAUAUGUAAUUGGAGGGUGAUUUGAAUGGUA